AUGAUAAGAUCCAAACCCCGAGUUGGCCAUUCCAAGCCUUACAUGGAUAUGGAGGAUGAAACGACGUUUGUGAACAACAGCGAUUAUGAAAACUCGUCGUCUGAACCGAAUAACCUGGGGAUUACUCUCGGAGAUACUCCACAACAAAUAGUUUCUGAAGAGGACGAGAUAGACGAGGAAGAAAGCGAAAAUCAGGCAAAUAAAGAACAGGAAAAAGAGGAGGAUGAAGAAAAGCAUAUUGAUAGUACACUGGCACCCGUCAGUUCGCGCAUGGCUGCUGAUGUCGCUGCAGAAAUCAAAGUUACGGAUGCAGAGACUUCUGCAAACAAUCUCCCCGAUGAGGACGCUGCAGAGCUCAAAAGACGCCCGAGUGCUCGAAAGACUCAAUUGAAUGGCCAUGAAGCAUUUAAAACAACCAGUGAUUCGCUCAACAGCUUGGAUCAAGCCCCCGUAUCGCAGAGCACUCUUUCUCCAAACCAAGGACUAAAGGAAAGCUCCAGCCCACCAGAGCGCACACCCAGACUCGUCAUCUGUAAAUUGGUGUUAACAAACUUCAAAUCUUAUGCUGGAGUGCAAGAAAUCGGCCCGUUCAACGCGUCAUUCUCGGCCGUGGUGGGUCCCAACGGCUCUGGAAAGUCGAACGUCAUCGACUCCAUGUUAUUUGUAUUCGGAUUCCGUGCGCUGAAAAUGAGACAGGGUAAGCUUUCGGAAUUGAUACACAACUCAGAGGGUGGACUGAAACUAGACUUCUGCCAGGUAGAUAUUCACUUCAUGCAUGUGGUGGACGAUGACAAACGAGUCAAUGUGGCCCACAAAGUACCUGAUUCCGACAUAAUCAUCAGUCGGCGGGCAACAAGAAACAAUGCCUCGCAAUACCUUAUCAACGGCCGCAACAGCAGUUACACAGAUGUCACCACUUAUCUCCGUGGACAAGGCAUUGACCUCGAUCAUAAGAGAUUCUUAAUUUUGCAGGGUGAGGUGGAGUCGAUCGCACAGAUGAAGCCAAAGGCUGAGAGAGAAAAUGACGACGGACUUCUAGAGUAUUUGGAGGACAUCAUAGGAACCAGUAAGUACAAGAGCUUGAUUGACGAAAGUUUGGUCAAAGUAGAGGAGUUGAAUCUGCUCUGCCUCGAGAAAGAGAACCGGUUUGAAUUGGUGGAAAAAGAUACAGCAUUGCUAGAAGAGAAGAAGAAUGAGGCACUUCGAUUUUUGGAAAUGGAGAAAAAACUCACAGACAAGCGCUCCAUCAAAUACCAGGUCAGCAUCAGCGAGAACAACAAGCAUCUAGAGGAAAACGAGAAAGUGGCACUUGACCUCAAAGAGAAGUUGAGCGAAGAGGUCGAGAAGAACAAGGAACUCAGCACAGAGGUAGAUAAAGCCAACGAGGAGAAAUCCUCCCUCCAAAAUGCCAUGUCUCAGCUUAAGGAGAAAAUCACAGCUUCCAACAAGCAGCAGAAGACGAUAAACAGUCAAACCGUUUCGCUAGAAGAGAAGCUUAAAAACUUGGGAAACAAGUUGAAGCGAAUUCAGAAAACCAAACUGAAUUCAGAAAAUUCGCUCUCUUCUUCAACGAUGCAGCUCGACAACUUGAGGAUAGCUGAGGCGCAAUUCAAGAAAGAACUUCAAGAGUUAGAGGAGUCUCUUGACAACGAAAAGGAGAAGCUCGCUGGGCUUAGAACGAACCUCACCCAGAAAACUUCCCAUUUCUCCCGUGAAAUCGAGGAUUUACAAAAAGAAUUGGAGCCAUUCAAUGAUAGACUCAAAGAGAAGGAAGGCUCUAUCGAUCUCGUGCGUUCAGAAAUCGAGAUGCUAAUCAACCAAUCCAAAUUGACCGAUACGAAGCUCCGCGAAGCGUCUCAACGACUUGUUGAUAUCAAGAAAGAAGGUAAGACGAAGGAAUCUGAAAUCGAAGCGCUCGAGAAGAAACUCUCGAGCAUUGACGAACAAAUCGCUUUAGGUGAGGAGCAGUGCCGCAACUCACGUAAGCAACUCGAAGCAAGAAGAGUUCGUUUGGCGUCUGCCAGACAAAAGACCCAGGACGCCAUGAAUUCCAUGGCAAAUUUACAAAAUAAGAACAAGGUUCUUGUCAGCUUGAUGCGCUUAGCAAAGUCCGGUAGAAUAGAAGGAUUCCAUGGCCGUCUUGGAGAUCUUGGUCAGAUCGAUGACAAGUACGACAUUGCCAUCUCCACCGCAUGCCCUGGACUUGAUUCCAUGGUGGUGGAAACUGUUGAAACAGCUCAAACAUGUAUCGAAUACUUGAGAAAGAACAAGCUUGGAUACGCCAGUUUCAUUUGUUUGAAUAAGCUCCGCAAGUUUGACUUGAGUCCAAUCCAAACUCCAGGAAACCCAAUGUCUGUCAAGAGACUAUUCGACUUGAUUCAACCAAAAGAUCCAAUGUUUUUACCUGCUUUUUAUAGCAAGUUGUUCAAUACUCUAGUGGCAACUAAUCUUCAAGAAGCCAAGUCCGUGGCUUACGGACCAAAGAGAUAUAAAGUCGUGACCUUGGAUGGAAAAGUUGUGGACACCUCAGGUACUAUGUCGGGAGGUGGUAACAGCUUUUCGAGAGGUGCGAUGAAGCUUAUUUCCAACGCAGUAACUCAAGAGUCUGAGCACACUGAAGAAGAGAUUGCUCAGAUGAAGGAGGAGUUGCAGAGCAUGGAAUCCAAGGUGGAUCUUCUUAGUGAAGAAUGCCAGGACAUGGAGAUGAAGCUUCGUAAAUUAAAGGAUAUGAAGCCGGAAACAGAAUUCGCUAUUCAAACAGUUCAAUUGGAUAUUAGGGCGCUUGUUACCGAGAAGAAAGAGGUUUCUGGAACUUGCAAAGAGCUUAUUGCAGAAAAGGAACGUGCAAGUGCAUCUGAUGUGUCUAAUCAGGCUUUAGAGCUAAAGAAUGGCGAGCUUAGGACGCUCACAAAGGAGCGGGAUGAUCUCAAACUGCAAAUGAUAGAAUCUGAAUCAAGAAUAGUUCAGUUGGAAGAAAAGAUCAUGGACGCAGGUGGAGUGGAGUUGAAAGUCCAAAAUUCUAAGGUGGAUUCUAUCAAGCAAAAAAUCGAAAUCAUUCAUGAAAAGACCUCUGGAGAUGUGAUGACCAUCAAGAAAUUGGAGAAUGACAUCAAGAGGCACACCAAGAUUAUUGCCGACAGCGAAAAAGAAUCGGAGUUGGCCGGAAAGGAAUCUUCCUCCAUUAAUGAAGACUUGAUGGAGAAGAGACGCAAAAUCGAAGAGUUAAAGCUUACUGCCGAGGUUUUCCAUUCUGAUUUGAGCGAUCGUGAAUCUAAGCUCGAGAAUGUUGUUGACAAGUUGGAAGAGCUUUCCUCUAAAAUCAAUGAAUUGAAGUCUGAUGAAAUUGAACUCCGGAACCAACUCGAGAAAGUCAACUCGGUAAUACGCAGACAUAGAAGCGCAAUCGAAGAAGCGGAAGAAGCUCUUGGAAAGUUAGUUACGCGUGACAGCUCGACUUACAUCGACUGGUUGCCUGAAGCGGAACGUGCAAGGUAUAGUGGAUCAGAGAUCUAUCAACUAUCCGAGGAAGAAAUCAAGGGUGUAAACUUGGACAAUGUCGAGGAGGAGAUAGGCGAGAUCGAGAGCUACAUGAAUAGUGUAAAAGUCGAUAUCGAGGUUCUUAAAGAAUACGGAAGGAAGCUGGAAGAGCUUGAAGUGAGGCGAUCUGAUUUGAAUGAAUCGGUGGAGCAACGAGACAGCAUUAAGAAUCAUUGUGAGGAACUCAAGCGAAAGAGACUUGAUGAGUUUAUGGAGGGUUUCAACACCAUUUCUCUCUCGUUAAAGGAGAUGUAUCAAAUGAUCACCAUGGGAGGUAACGCUGAACUCGAGUUAGUGGACAGUUUGGAUCCAUUCUCUGAAGGUAUCUUGUUCAGUGUGAUGCCGCCUAAAAAGUCAUGGAAGAACAUUUCCAACCUUUCCGGAGGAGAAAAGACUUUGAGUUCAUUGGCGUUGGUGUUCGCCUUGCACAAGUACAAGCCCACCCCUCUCUACGUUAUGGAUGAAAUCGAUGCUGCCUUGGACUUCAGGAAUGUAUCUAUUGUUGCCAACUACAUUAAGGAAAGAACCAAGAAUGCCCAGUUUGUUGUCAUUUCGUUGAGAAACAAUAUGUUCGAACUUGCUCAACAGCUUGUUGGUAUCUACAAGGUGAACAACCAAACGAAAAGUAUAUCACUUCAGAACAAGGAGUUGAUUGGUAGUACCAAGUGA
This is a messenger RNA of Sungouiella intermedia, 4206 nucleotides long. Lineage: Eukaryota; Fungi; Ascomycota; Pichiomycetes; Serinales; Metschnikowiaceae. The record is from the annotation of a GenBank genome assembly.